Messenger RNA from Nothobranchius furzeri (turquoise killifish), 2796 nucleotides. It is a transcript of the gene elovl6, whose product is annotated as ELOVL fatty acid elongase 6. NCBI's taxonomy places the organism in Eukaryota, Metazoa, Chordata, Actinopteri, Cyprinodontiformes, Nothobranchiidae. Gene Ontology annotation, molecular function: fatty acid elongase activity. Gene Ontology annotation, cellular component: endoplasmic reticulum membrane; endoplasmic reticulum. Gene Ontology annotation, biological process: fatty acid elongation, saturated fatty acid; sphingolipid biosynthetic process; fatty acid elongation, polyunsaturated fatty acid. The record is from RefSeq and is a predicted model, not a curated record.
GUGUUAAAAUACGUUUCACACACUGAAUAUUGUUUAUUUGUUGCUCUAGCUGUGCACCUUGUUAGGCUGAAACUAGUUUUCUCAUCUUUAUGUUCAGCAUGAAGAAGAACGAGUUCAACAGUAAACAGAAGAGAACUGGUCAGUGCAGUGACUAGAGCGUGAACCCGACGGCGUUAGGACCCGGAGUCCACCACUGCCAGGAAGCUGGAGGCUGGGCCGGUCGGCGGCAAAGGAGGGAGGGCAGUGGGGGACCGCCAGCGGCGCGAGCUCCAGACACUGGCAGCGGCGGGCGCGAGCGAUGCGAGUGAACGGCUGAUAAAAGAGCAGACAAAACAGAAACACACCCUCGCCCGGUUCUCAUCUUGUUCCAGCGGCGUGAAGGGAGAACUCUCAGCUCGCCCAACAUGUCGGUGUCGGUGUCUCUGCAGGAAUACGAGUUCGAGAGGCAGUUCAACGAGGAAGAAGCCAUCCGAUGGAUGCAGGAGAACUGGAAGAAGUCCUUCCUGUACUCUGCUCUCUAUGCUGCCUGUAUUCUGGGGGGGCGUCAUGUCAUGAAACAAAGGGAGAAGUUUGAGUUGAGGAAACCACUGGUGCUAUGGUCUCUCACACUAGCUGUAUUCAGUAUAUUUGGUGCCAUUCGUACUGGGAGCUACAUGACUUUCAUCCUGAUGAGCAAAGGACUUAAACAGUCAGUUUGUGACCAGAGCUUCUACAACGGGCCAGUCAGCAAGUUCUGGGCGUAUGCUUUUGUUCUUAGUAAAGCGCCUGAACUGGGUGACACGCUCUUCAUCGUCUUGAGGAAACAGAAGCUGAUCUUCCUGCACUGGUACCACCACAUCACUGUGCUGCUCUACUCCUGGUACUCGUACAAAGACAUGGUGGCUGGAGGCGGGUGGUUCAUGACCAUGAACUACUUGGUCCAUGCCGUCAUGUACUCAUACUACGCCUUGCGGGCGGCCGGCUUCAAAGUGUCACGCAAGUUCGCCAUGUUCAUUACACUGACCCAGAUCACCCAGAUGCUGAUGGGCUGCGUGGUCAACUACCUGGUGUACUCGUGGAUGCAGCAGGGCCAAGAGUGUCCAUCCCACAUGGAGAACAUUGUGUGGUCCUCCCUCAUGUACCUCAGCUACUUUGUGCUCUUUGUCCAGUUUUUCUUUGAAGCCUACGUUGGCAAGUCCAAGUCAUCUGCUACGACUGUCAGCAAGAAAAGCAAUUAGAGGAAUGCCCAAGGUACAGGAAGGAGGGAGAUGGUUAAACAAAUUAUAAAAGGAAUUGGAAAUUUAGAGAGGGAGUGAGGGACUUGAGAAGUUUUAGGCUGGGGUGAGAAAAUUAUGACAAAGGGUUUUGAGCGGGUGGGUGGGAGGGUUGUUGUUCUUGUGCAUUACUCAUAAUGUGCAGAUUUAAGAAGCCCUCACUGAAGGUGAUGUCUCCCUCCAAGGAUUCCUGAGGAAGCAGCACCACCAUGUAGAAAAGCCAUCAUGAGUCGUGCUCCUGAAGUUUAAGUUUCCUUUUGGAAUUACGUUUAAAACCUCUUUUUUUAUUUAAAAGAUGAUGAAAUCAUAAUUGAUUACAAACGUCAGAAAAACCUUUAUUUAUUAUUGAGAUGAAAAAAUAAGGUACAUCUAAAGAUGGAUGGUGUCAGCACUAACACAAGUUUUGUCUGUCUGUUUUCAGUGUUUGUUAUAUAUUAGUUUGACCUGAACAAGAAAAGGUUUGAGCUGCCGGUGAACGAAUGAAGCUUUAGGAGUUGAUAUGAGCGGAUUGGGUGAGGGGGCACUGUGUUGUCAGUGUCUUAUAUUGCAAAUUGCAAUAACUUUCUCAGGUUUUUGGCUAUCUCUCUCUGAUUAUAAUAUGCAUAUCAAGAUGAAGUAGACAUGUUUAACAUCUGCUCCAGUUUACAGUAUGGCUGAACUGCUUCUAAAGCAGUUGGUGUAUUGAAAAUAUAAAGUGUGAGUGGCAGAAUGAAGCUGAUUGGACUGGCUGAUGUACAGAUGAGUGCACUGCACCUGGCCAUGGUUGGAAAUGGAUCCUGGCAGUGCCCUGCUUCACCACUUGUCGACCUUGCUGAAGUUGCCAACCACAAAUGGAAAAUGACCUGACGUUCUCCUUUGUGUUGAAGUGAAGAAAACCUGUCUGUUGGACACGUAAGUUUUAGAUGAAGUACAGACUUAUUUGUGUGUAGCAAAAAGGGAAAAAAACUAACAAAAAAAUAAAAUAAAAACAAAGCAUACUGUCUAAAUCUGCUGUAUUAAAACAUAGUAAUGUGUCCUGAUGGUGUCUGUUGUGCAGUUGCACUAUAUUAAUGUCAGAAAACAACUGUUGCUGAAAAAUGUAUGAACAAAGUGAACAUGUGACAUGCCUGUGAUCUGUUUUUUUUCCCCCCUGUCUACACCGUCCCGGGUUCAUUCACGCAUUCCUUGUCCAAUUAAACACAUUUGAAACCAAACUUGCAGUUUUUCUAGUAACUGUAGAAAGGCAAGUAUGUGAUUACUGCUUUAGAUAUUUCAGUAGCAGCAAUGAAAACCUUUCUUCGACAGUGGGGAUUUCACUUAAACACAAGUUUCUCAUUUCUCUCAAUUUAUUUCAACAAUCUUUUGUGUGCUUUGAAGAACUGUUUUGGUUUGUUAAAAUCAACAUUACAAACAUGGUUGUCAAAUCUCUUGGGGUUCUGGUCUAUCUUUUGCUAAAUCACCAAAUAUGAUUCAUCAAAUAUUUACUCAUCUAUCUUUGCAAAACAAUGUGAAAAUGACCUUACCAGAAAUUACAUGAAAGAAAUAAAACAUUAAUAAAAAUCAA